Messenger RNA from Anolis carolinensis (green anole), 3946 nucleotides. RefSeq names its product amyloid beta precursor protein binding family A member 2 (gene apba2). Gene Ontology annotation, biological process: chemical synaptic transmission. Gene Ontology annotation, molecular function: protein binding; amyloid-beta binding. Gene Ontology annotation, cellular component: cytoplasm; dendritic spine; plasma membrane. The record is from RefSeq and is a predicted model, not a curated record. The transcript has 13 exons. NCBI's taxonomy places the organism in Eukaryota, Metazoa, Chordata, Lepidosauria, Squamata, Anolidae. Bases 377 to 2629 code for a protein of 750 amino acids.
AGCUUGGAGUCCUGCCGUCCUUGCGCCAUCCACGUUCCGGGGCUUUGGGAGCGCAGCUGGUUCUCUCUCUCUCUCUCUCUCAUUCUGUGUAUUUCUCUCCUUUGCCCAACUCAGCUUCCCGGGUUAAUUAGCAGUCUCGGCGUGUCGACUUCAUCCGGAGCCACACAAAAGGGAGCCAAGGGCUGGGAAGGAAGGAAAGAAGGAGGAGAAAGAGAAAAGCAGGUUGCUUCUCCAUUGGCACAGAGGAGGAGGAGAGGAAGGCUUUGCAUCCCCAAAGCAUCCAGGUAAGAAGCCAAAUAGAUGGGGAAGAGGCAAGGGGAGACAAAGCCUUGAAGCAGCCCUUGCUUAGAAAUGGUUGCCGUCUGAUCCGCCGGCCAUGGCGAACCGGAAAUGCCCCUCGGCCGCGGGAGGCCUCCUUGACCACCGGGCGAGGGCCUGCCCGACCCCGUCUCACCAACGCGAAGCCGAGGAAUGCGAGGAGCUGAACUCUCCGGCGGAAGAAGACGAAGACUUUGCGGAGAAGGAAGUGGACGGGAUGCCGGCGAGACCGGGGAGUCCGACGCCGGCGGAGCACGAGCAGAACGACAACAGCGGAGACGGGGACUCGAGCUCGGAUUACGUCAACAACACCUCGGAAGAGGAGGAGGACUACGACGAGGGCCUCCCCGAGGAAGAGGAAGGGAUCACUUACUACAUCCGCUACUGCCCGGAGGAUGACAGCUACCUGGAAGGCAUGGACUGCAACGGAGAGGAGUACGUCCCCCACGAGGAGCGCCCGCUGGAGACGGACGAGUGCCAGGAAGCGGUGGAGGAAGGGGAGUGGGCCGAGGGGAAAGUGGCCCGCCAGGUGGAGGUGACGGAGGCCACCGGCUACCACGAGGGCUGCGUCCAGAUCUUGGAAAGCGAGGUGGCCUGCUUGGAGAUCCAAGACGACCACAUCCAGUACUGCCACCCCGGCGACGAGGGCUACCCGAGUUACUACUCGCCGGAAGCGAACGGCAACUCGUACCACUCCGGGAAGGAGGUGGAGCUGGAGGACCAAGAGGAAGACAUCGACCAGAUCGUGGCGGAGAUCAAGAUGAGCAUGAGCAUGAACAGCAUCAACAGCGCCUCGGAGAUGAGCCCCGAGCACGGCGGGACCGAGAACGUGCCCAACGACUAUGCAGAGACUGGUCCCAAGGAGGAGGCCAGGCACGGGCCCAACCGGCCCCUGGGGAGGCCCAAGUCCCUCAACAUCCCCCCGGCCUCCAAGCCGGGCGGAGAGGCCCCGAGGGGCUUCAAGAGCAAGUCCAGGACCCCCGAGGAGAGGCAGGCCUGGCCUCAGGAUCAGGUGUGUAAUGGGUUGGAGCAGCCCAGGAAGCAGCAGCGGUCGGAUCUCAACGGACCCAUCGACAACAACAACGUGCCAGAGACAAAGAAGGUGUCGACCUUCCCAAGUUUUGUUGACGUUCCCGGACCUUGCGAACCCGAGGACCUCAUUGACGGCAUCAUCUUCGCCGCCAAUUACUUGGGCUCCACGCAGUUGCUCUCCGAGCGCAACCCCUCCAAGAACAUCCGCAUGAUGCAGGCCCAGGAGGCCGUCAGCCGCGUCAAGAGGAUGCAAAAAGCUGCUAAAAUCAAGAAAAAAGCGAGCUUGGAAGGAGACGCCCAGGCCUUGACCGAAGUGGAUCUGUUCAUCUCUACGCAGAGGAUCAAGGUGCUGAAUGCAGAUACGCAGGAGACCAUGAUGGACCAUGCGCUGCGCACCAUCUCCUACAUCGCCGACAUCGGCAACAUUGUGGUCUUGAUGGCCCGGCGCCGGAUGCCCCGGUCGGCCUCCCAGGACUGCAUCGAGACCACCCCGGGGGCCCCGGAGGGGAAGAAGCAGUACAAGAUGAUCUGCCACGUCUUCGAGUCGGAGGACGCGCAGCUGAUUGCGCAGUCCAUUGGGCAGGCCUUCAGCGUGGCCUACCAGGAGUUCCUCCGCGCCAACGGCAUCAACCCGGAGGACCUGAGCCAGAAGGAGUACAGCGACAUCAUCAACACCCAGGAGAUGUACAACGACGACCUCAUCCACUUCUCCAACUCGGAGAACUGCAAAGAGCUGCAGGUGGCGAAGCACAAGGGGGAGAUCCUGGGCGUGGUGAUCGUGGAGUCCGGCUGGGGCUCCAUCCUGCCCACCGUGAUUCUGGCCAACAUGAUGAACGGGGGGCCUGCCGCUCGGUCGGGGAAGCUGAGCAUCGGGGACCAGAUCAUGUCCAUCAACGGCACCAGCCUGGUGGGGCUCCCGUUGGCCACGUGUCAAGGCAUCAUCAAGGGCUUGAAGAACCAGACGCAGGUGAAGCUCAACAUCGUCAGCUGCCCUCCGGUCACCACCGUCCUCAUCAAGCGGCCCGAUUUGAAAUACCAGCUGGGCUUCAGCGUCCAGAAUGGAAUCAUCUGCAGCCUGAUGAGAGGUGGGAUUGCCGAGCGAGGAGGGGUCCGCGUGGGUCACCGCAUCAUCGAGAUCAACGGGCAAAGCGUUGUGGCCACCGCGCAUGAAAAGAUCGUGCAAGCUUUGUCCAACUCUGUCGGAGAGAUCCACAUGAAGACCAUGCCGGCCGCCAUGUUCCGGUUGCUCACUGGGCAGGAGACGCCGCUGUACAUCUAACGCGAGGCUCAACCUCCUUGUCUCUCUCAUAUCAAAAGAACGGGACCAUUCUGCCGAAGAUCCGAACCCUUCAAGUGGGAUUUUGUGCUCCGUCAGAACGGAAAAAGGUUUGAACCGAGUCCGGGAUAUUCUGGCGUCUCAGUGGAUCUCCGCUUCUUUGCCUUUUCUUUUCCUCCUCCUUUUCCUUUCCAUUUCUCUCCAUCUUUUGGGUUAUUAUUUUUCCCCAAUUAUUGCCAAAAGAGGAGGCUGUUCCUAUGGACCACUGGCGGCGUCACCUUUUUUGCAAGAUCCUCGGCAAAUCUCUUUCCUUGGGGACGCGAAAUGCCGCUGCAAACGGGGGAAGCGUGUGAGUGAGGAAGCUGCCAAGAAACCGGGGCUUUUGAAUAACACCGCGGCUGCCCUCGAUCCGCACCUUUGGCUUCCAGAUUUCCUGAAAAAUGACCAAGAAUGUAUGCAAUGUUAAGGGCCAAGCGGGUGGGAGGGACAAACAAACACACAAACAAAACAAACAAAUGGAGGGACGUGUUUGAUGCUAAACGAGGGAAAGAGUCGUCAUUAGUAUUCUUAUUGACAAGUGUAAUUAAUGUGAGUUUUAAUGGACCGUGACUUAAGUGUGAAACAGGAUCAGCGGGUGGGGCGGGCGUGGAUUUCGGGGGCGGGAUUUUGGGGACAUGUAAUAAAAUAAUUUCCGACUAUUUAUUUAGACGAGGUGCUUUUGGGGGCGAGCGGAGGUUUGUAGCGACAGCCUUCCAUCGACCACCCUUGGGUUGAACCUGAGUUUACUACCACAGGAAAGCCAUGCUUUACAGAUACAAUUUUUUUUACAAACGUGUCGAAAUCUCGUCCGGUUGGGGUCGUUCUCUCUGUUUUAUUAUGACAAUGAUUAAUAAUAACUUUACUUUUUCCUGAGCCAUUUUUUUCUCUGUGUGUGUGUGUGGACCGAAUGUAAAACCGGCUGCAAACGGGGAGGGGACGUCACCCGCCGUCGACAGUAUUAGACUUUGUGGAGACAAUACAACCAAGUACUAGUAAUAAUCGUGUUUCAUGAUGAGAUAAAUGUCAACUGAUGUAACUUUUCUGUCUUGAUUUUCCUUUUUCCUCCUCAACUUUGGGCCAAGGCCUUGAAGGAAACAAACAAACCAACAAGCCAACCAACAAACAAUACACUGUGACAAUACAGGCGCCUUACCUUGCAGUCACAAAGGCGCCAGGAUGACUGUACUUCAAGGAGUAAAGCCGUAGAGCUCUGUUGCAUGCAGGUGACCCUAGGAGAGAGACUUACUCUAGACUCACUAAUAAAUUUGGAGUAAUAAAGCA